Paramecium pentaurelia is the source of this 4163-nucleotide messenger RNA. The record is from the annotation of a GenBank genome assembly. NCBI's taxonomy places the organism in Eukaryota, Ciliophora, Oligohymenophorea, Peniculida, Parameciidae.
AUGAACCCUAAAGGAUAUAAAUUUUAAUUGAAUAUUCAUGUUGAGAAGGUUUAAAUUAAUAUAAAUUUUCAAUGUAAGAUGUAAGUACUUUUAAAAAGAGGUAAUGUUUAUUUAUAUAUGAUGUAGGAAAUUAAAAAGUUGAAACACAAUAAUUAGCAGAUUUCAAUAAGGGUACUGCAUUAAUAAAUGAAACAUUAUCAUUAUAGAGUAAUAUAUUUUAAGUGAAUGGAAUUUAUCAAGAGAAAAAAGCAUUAAUAACAGUUGUUAUAAUUACUGAUAAAGGCAAUAAGGCAGCAGGUUAAUGCUCUAUAGAUUUCUCAACAUAUUUGAAUCAACAAAAAUAUGGUAUUUUUAAUGGCAAACAUAGAUAUCUAUGAGUAAUUUCAUUUAGAUAAGUGUCCAGAUAAGCAUGCAAAAAUAUUCACAAAAAUUAAAUUUAUAUUAUUAGGAGAAGUUGAUAUUGAUACAAUUAGUUAAGCAUAAUCAAUAACAGAAGAAUAAGCUACUGAUAAAAAAUAACCAAUUUCUACACCAGAUAAAUAAUAAACUGAAAGCACAGCUAAAAAAAACUUUUUUGAAAUUCAAUAAAUUAAACCUGAUUCAACUAAAUAAAAUUAGAAUGAAACUCCAUAAAUAAGCGAUAUUGAGCAAGCAAUAGUUUCAUCUAAGUAAGUUCUUACAACAUCUACAAUUCCUUAAUCUUAAUUAAAUCUUUCAUAACAUAGCGAAGAAUUAAAUGAAUUAAGAAAGAUGAAUACUGAAAUUAAAGAUUAAAAUAAUUUAUUAUUAUAAGAAAUUCAAAAAGAAAAAUUGUAAAAGGAGUAAUUAUUAUAAAUAGUGCAAAAUUUGAAAUAAUAAUUAGAUUAAAACAUCAAUAAUAAUAAAUAUUAAGAAUAAAUUCUGAAUUAUGAUAAGAAAGUAAUAUAAAUAUAAGAAAUCUUAUAAUAAUCAUAAAUCGAUAAUGAAAAUUUAACUAAAUAAUACAAAAUGAUCGUAUAAAAGCAAAACAAUUUGUAAGAAGAAUAUAAUACACUAAAAGAAGCAUUUUUAAUUGAAAAAGAUAAUGCUAGAUCUUUUAAGGAAAAAUUACAAUAAAAUCAAGAAAUUUAUUAAUAAAAAGAUAUUUUAAAUUAAGAUUUAAAUAUAAAAAACUAAGAAUUAGUGAAUAAGAUAAAGGAGUUAGAGGAUUAAAUUAAUCUAUUAAAUUAAUAAAUUUUAUCACUUAAUAGAACAAAAGAUGAAAGUGAUAAAAAGAUUAUUUAAUAGAAAGAUUAAAUUUAAUAAUUAGAAUAAUAAGUUUAAUAAUAGCAUUUUUAAUAUAGUUCAUUAAAUGAUCAAUAAAAGAUUGUAGAUUAAUAAGUAAAUAUAUAUAAUAAUCAAAAUAGAUUUCAUAAUAUUAGUAAAAGAUUUAAGAAUAGUAAUCUUAAAUUUUGAUUCAAUAACAAUAAAUGAAUCAAAUGAAAAUGACUCUUUAAUAGGAUAAUGAAUAAAAACUAAAAGAAUUUUAAAUAAUCAAUGAAAAAUUGUAAAAAGAAUUAUAAGAAAAAAUAGUUGAUUAUUAAAAGUUAUAAAAUGAGAAUUAAUUAAAAGUAAAAUAGAUGAUAGAGUAGCAUUCUUAAGAAAUAAAAUCCUGUUCUGAAACUAUAUAUAAAUAAUUAAUGCCUGAAAUAAAUUAAUUAAAAUAAGAGAAAACUUCAUUGGAAUAGGCAAAUAUUUUAUAAUAAGAAUAAUUAAAAGUUUAAGAAUCUUAAAUUGAAUAAUCAACUAUUAGAGAAACAUAGUUUAAAUAAGUUAUCCAUAGUAAUGAGGCAUAAUUAACAAAAUUGUAAAAAUUAAUAAAUGAUAUUUUUGCUGAAACUUAAAUUUUUAUUAAAUAAUUUCUAACUUUAGAAAACUUUGAUAAUGAGGCAUAAAUUCCAAAUAUAUUACCUAAAUUAUAUUCUUAAAUAAAUUCUAAUAUUUAUAAACUAUAAUCAGAAAUAGAUUUAUUGAACUCCUAAAUAUAAUUAUAAGAUGAAAAAUAUAAAGACAGAAGUACAAAUUAAUAGGAUUAAUUAAUUAAUCAAUUGUAAAAUAAGAAUUGCGAAAUUAAUGAUUUAAAAUAAGCAUUUGAAAAUCUAAAAAAUUAGAAUUAACUUUUACAUGUAGAAAAUGAAAAUAUAAAAAAAAAUUUAAAUGAAAUAACAAAUUAAUUAAAUUAGAAUGAGACUGAAUAUAAAUAACAGAGAUUAAUUAAUGAAGACAACAUUUAAAAGUAAAACAAAUAAUUAAUAGAUGAAUAAAAUUUGAAUUAAAAAUUAUAAUAUAAUUUAAAGAAUUUGAAAUCUGAGUUAUAAGAAAUUGAGUUAAAGUACUCAAACUAAAUUUCAAAUGCUGAUGUAAAAAUCAACCAACUUGUUUAUGAACUCAAAUAACAAGAAAAUAUAAUAAAUGAUUAAAGUCAUUAACUUAUAGAAAAUGAUAAGAUAAUUUAAGAAUCUUAAAAAUCAAAUUAAUAAUUAUAGAAUUUAAUUUAAGAAUAGUUAUAGUAAAUUGAAUAAAAUAAAAUCUUAUAAUCUUAAUACGAAUAAAAGCUAAAGACAAUAUAACAGGAAAAUAAUGAAUUUCAAGAAUAAAUUAAUUCUUUAAACCUUUAAUUAAAAUCAUAUCAAGAAAAGAUCCCUGAAGUACAAAGAAAUGCUAAAGAACAUGAGGAUAUUUUAAACUAAAAUUAAUAGGUUAUAUAAGAAUAGUAAACCAUGAUUGAAUAAUUAGAAUAAAAAAUCAAAGCUUAAAUUGAUGAAUAUAAACAAAGAUUAGAUUAAUAAGAUAAAUUCCAUAAAAUAGAAUUAUAAUCAUAAAAUGAAUAAAAUUAAAACAGAAUUCAAUAAAUAGAAGAAGAAUUAAGAAUUUAAAAUUAAAUUUCAUUAGAACAGAAAGUUAAAAUUGAGGAAUCUUAAAAUUAGGAUUAACUUUAGAAUUGUUUAUCUAAAUUAGAAUAGUUAAAGCUUGAAAAUAAUACAUUAAAAUAGUAAAAUUAAGAAUUAGAAAAUUUGCAUAAUAAUUUAAAAUAAAACCUUAUAUUAGUUGAUAAAAAGAACUAAGAAUAAUAGCAGUAGUUGGAAUAAUAGUAAAAAUAAAUAUUAGCAUUAUAAGAUAGGAUAAAAGAAAUGGAUAGCAAAUUAAAAAAUCUAGAAAUUGAAAAAAAUUCAAUUACUAACAAAUUAACAAAUGAUUUGUAGGAAUUACAAUAAUAGCUGUUUAGUGAAAAUGAUGAAUGGUAAAAGGAGAAAGAAAUUAUUUAAAAAUAAGUUGAAGAACUUGAAACUUAAAUUGAGAUAAUGAAAGAGUCAUUAAAAGAAAAGGAAUAACAAUUACAUAUGAUUUAAGAAUAGAAUUUAGCAUUAAAGAGUUAAAAUUAAUUGUUAAAUGAAGUAUAAUAAAAAGUAUAAGAAUUAGAUAAAGAAAAUAAAAUAAAUAAACUUAAAUGGUAGCAAUAGAUAGAUGAAAUAAAUAAUAAUUCAAAUCUUUAAAUUUAAAAUUUAAUUGAUUAAAUCUAAAGUUUAGAAUAAAAGACAGAAGAAUAUAAGUCAGAAAAUAAUGAACUUAAGAGAUAGAUUAAUUAAAAAGAUGAUGAUAUAAAAUUAAUAGAAGAAAAAAGUAAAUUAGAUUUAUAAUAUUUGAAUUCAAAUUAUAAUAUAAAACUAAGAGAAAAGGAAGAUAUUAUAUAAUAAAUAUAGGUAGACUUAUAAUAAUAUUAACAAAGUGAAGUAGAAUAAUAAAGUUUGAUUAAAUUUUUAGAAAGUGCUAAAGAAAAUCUAGAAAAAUUGUAAAUAGAGAAUUUAGAAUAUACAUAAAGAAUCUAAUUGGCAAAUGAAAAAAUGAUAGAAUAAAUUAAAGAAUAUGAAAUUUAAAUUAUUACACUAAAAGCAACAAUAUAAGAAUUAGAAUAAAGAAAAAAUUAGUUAGAAAUCGAAAAUUAAAAUCAAAAGUCAUUUUAACCUACAUUAAAGAAUUAAGUUGAAAGUUAACUUGCAUAAGAAUCAAAUUAGUUAAUUGAAAAAUUACAAGAAGAAAUUAUAUCUUUAAAAUGCAGAAUAGGGGAUAUGUUAAAUACUGCUUCGGAUAUUGGAGGUCCAAAAUUAGUGGAUAGAUUAUAAUGGGCUUUAGGAAUAAAAGAAUGA